AAAACAGAAAAAGCUACUUUUAUAAAUCCCUACGUUAGUAAAGUGAGUGCUUACAUUGCUUACCCAUUUUUUAUGUAGGUUGGUUUUUUUUUAAUGAACUUUUAGUACAUCACAAACGAAUUUGAGCCAUGAUCUAAAAUAUUAUUCGACCUAAUUCUAAAUUUUUUUAAUCAAAACUUCGAUGAAACGCGUACAACGCCUGGUUAAUGGGUAGCUAGUAAUAGCUUGAUAGUUAUAGCGAGUUCCCUUCACAAUCAACACUCGAAACAACACGACACAUUUUAGUAAACGGCAGCUGAAAUUUUUUUUUGACAUGCGUUUUAUGUGUUAGUGAAAAAAAAAAAAAACUUCGCCUAUCUCAAUUUAAAGCACAUAAAGUAAAAUAAAAACUAGUACUAUUUGAUUGAAUCGUUUAGUGAUUUUUUUUAUGUGAAAAUUAUACUUGCGCGUGUAAUUUCCUAAACUGUUUUUUUUUUUAAUGUAUUAAAGAGCCUUUCUUUAUUUUUACUUUCGGCUUUGGGUAAGUGUCCCCCGAAAUAGCAUCCAUAAAAGCUAAUACAACAUCAGCCUGUGUCUCUAUAAAUAUAGGAUCUGAUCACAUUAUUGUAAAUGUAAAUCACUUUGAGGAUUAUUUUGUGUAUAGUAUUGAUAUGAACCAGAGAUUGAGGAUGGCUCGGCAUGGUGCUGAAUUAAUUUCCUCAUUUGGUGGUAAAAAAGUACUUGAUAACAGGGUUGUUAGUAAGCUUUCUCAUUUGGGUGCCAAAGGCAUUCCAAGUCCAGAAAUUAACUUGUACGACUAUGCUUCGUAAUUUCAUUGUAGUUGUUGAAACUUGUGAAAAUGUCGUGGUCUAUUUUUUUUAUGAAUAACUUAAAAGUUUUAAUACUGAUGACUUAAAAGACCUCAAAACAGUUAAUAAAGGUAGAACCAAAUUAUUGUUUAGUUCUGCUCUUCGCCUUAAUAAUUUUAGUAAAAAUAAUGAUUUUAAAAAGAAAAUCUUUAGAGCUUAUAUUCGAACAGAUUGAUCACGAUGUGAAUGAGAUUAUUAAAAGUGGAAUGUCCGAUAUUCUCAUGAAGUCUGCCGUUAGGCCUCGAAGAGGGAAUUCUGAUAACAAAGAUGCUGUUCCGACAACCAGUAUAAAAAUUGGUUUCAAAGGAAACACCCUCCUUAAGUCGAUUAAGUUUAAUUUUUGUAAUCUUCUGGUUAACUACUUUGUUCCCACGUUAAAACAAUGCUUUAGGUGCGGUGGGCAUGGGCAUGUUUCUAAGUUUUGUAAAGACAAGGAGGCUUCAAUUGUGGCAAGGCCGAAAAUUGUGAAACGAUGACGUGUCUGUCCUGUGACUCAAGUGGAUGUAGCACUUUGAACGAGUCUUGCCCGAACAGAGGGCAGGAGUUAGCUAUUAACAAGAGUAUGGCUACUAAAAACUUUUCCUACAAAGAAGUGAAGAGAAAUAUUUUCCUAAUUACUUUCAAUGCCUGGAUAAUAAUUCCUAUGAGUUGAGAAAGACGUAUUCCCUACGAUUCUGCUACUGACAUUAUCAUCAUCAAAACCAUGAAUCUUAAACUGAAUCAUAGCAUCAUGCUACUUUCCACCUAAUGUUGAUGUACAAACUUUCCGGGAUGAGAUUCAGAGAUUAUGUGAAUUUCUUGAUGGCGAACAAAAUGUGAUUCUAGCUGGAGAUUUCGAUACUAGACAUUGCUUCUAUGGUGAUCAGCUCUCAAACAACAAAGGCAGGAUUCUUGUAAAUGCCCUCAAUGCCAGCAGUUUUUAAGUAAUGGUAAAGCGAGCAGUGUCUUGGAUUUAACAUUUCCUAAUUCAACUAUUUUAUCAUUCAACUGGAAUACGACUAAUGUCCUAAUUGGCAAGAGUUAACACUCUCGCAUUGUUAAAAAAAUAGAAAAUUUAAUGUCACGUAACCUCCCUAUGGACCGUCUGUCUAAAGUUGAUCUUCCUUCUAAUUUAUUAUGAAUUCGAAGUGCUUUUCAGUCUGAGAUAAAGUCUGCUAGAUAUUGAGUUUUUCUGAUAGUGAGUCCUUCUCACCUAAAUCUUGAUGGAAGUCUUCCCUGUCAACACUCUUUCGCAAAUACCAAGCUGGAAGGGAAAAAAUUAGUAAAUAUGCCAAUCCAGGCCACUUCAUUGAAUAUACGAAAACACUGAAAAAAUGGAGGUCUACAGUUACAAAGGUAAAAAGGUCAAAUAAAGGUGUCAUGAUGAAAGAAUUCUGUGCUACUGCUGCACGUUGUGAUGGAGUUAAGUAUGAUAUGGUCAGAGCACUGUCUGAAAGCUUAACUAUCCUGUUGCGAGCGAUUCAAAACUGCUGGUCUAUUAACUUUACAACCUUGGAUUUACGAUGCAUCAAAGUUCCCAUUUCCAAGCCGGGUAAAGACUUAAAUGAUUUACGUAACUUUAGACCCACUUCGCUAAUAUCUGUAUUCAUACAGAUUAUUAAUCUCAUAGUUAGGGAGAGGCUGAUGUAUUUUUUGAAAACUGGGAAUAUUAUUCCAGCUCGUUCUUAUGCGUAUCAAAAGCGCAAAUCCACGAACCAGUGCGUUAAUGGAUUAUCCUUUCUCAUAGCUAGUCUAAAGAAAGCAGGUAAAAUGGUUUUUAUGUUUUCCCUGGAUAUCGGCAAAGGCUAUGAUUGUGUCAAUUUGAUAAAGCUGGAUAGGAUUCUCUUACACUUUUCAAUUUUCCUUCAAAUACGUCUGUGGAUACCAAGCUCUUUAUCUGCUUCUCUCUGCUUCUAAUAAAUAAAAGAGAGGCAGGUAAUCCAUAUGUGUUUGAUAUUCUGGAUGUUAUAGGGAUCUCAAGUGGAUGACUGUUGCCUUGUUUGGAUACCUGGUCAAGGAGGUUUUUUUUUGAUGAAAAGUCUGACUUGCAUCCAAAAAUAGCUAAAGUUGAUGGCACGAUUUCAUCCAUUAAAUAUACUCCUAAUGAAGCAACACGGGCUAUUCGUACCCACAUCUUUAAACAACUAAAUGAUGUUAAAGAAAUUACGCGUGCCAAAUCAAAUCGUCUUUUCUACAAAAUAAAUCCCGCAUUUAACUUUAAACCCUUAUCAGAGGUUUCCUUUAAUUCUUGGGAAAUCAAAAUUUUUUGUCGACCCAUGAGUGGUCACACUUAUGAAAAAGUAUUAGGCGUUUGCAACAAUUUUAGUUACUUUUUCACUUCAAAAACGCAUUUAUUAUGGAAAAUUGGUGCAGUUAACAUUAAUCAAAAUAGUUUCCAUUAUUUUCUAGAACAUUUUACAAUAUUUUUGGCAAUAUGGCGAUGUCUUCUCGAACGAACUUAUAUUGGUUGACAAUGAUCCACACCCCGACCCAUUUUCGCACUUGUUCAACUUUGCGGACCGCGUGAUACUCAAGCCAUGCUGCACCGAGCUGAACAAGUGGUAAUCAGGAGGUGCCAUGUCUGGUGAGUACAUUGGGUGUGGCGAAAAAUCUCAUUCGAGCUGCAACAGAGUAGCCAAAAUGUGGCAUUUUCACUCAGUUCGUGUCGGCACUUUUAAAUCGUUGAACCAAAAUCGACGGAGAAGCAUCACUAUAAGCCUCUGAACUUGUUUGGUGGGCAUCGGCUGCAGAUUUCUUCAAAUAAACAAUAAAAGUAAUGAAUUUGGAAGAAGAAUUUUGAGCGUUCCAUGAUUAGCGGCGGUGUACGCCAAACAAAUCUAUAAUAUUAAAUGGAAAACUGUUAUUUUAUGUGGAGUAAGGUCUGGAUCAUCGGAUCCAACCGCUACGUACAUUGGUAUUUCCCAUUCCUUUAUCAUUUUUACCUGUAGAAGUCGCUGAUCAAAAUUUUGCAAACACCUAUAUUUAAAAAUAGACCGUGCUAAACGAUGUGAUAUAUGUGAAGUUUGUAAUAUUGCUGAACAUCUAGUUUUCAGAUAUCACAGACUCGAUGGUGUUAGAAGUUUUUCUGGCUUUUCCAAAUUAAAUGGUGGCUUCCUCGAGCUUUUUGCAGCAUAAAAUGUGUUUUAUCUCGGGGAACUAACUUGCUUAGAAAAGAGAAUUAAUCUUUUUAAUUCCUGAUAUUUUUUUCUUCUUUUACAUUCAAUUAGAGGCUGUUUCUAAAACAUUCUUUUUUCAGCCAAACUUUGCAACACUAUUUUUACAUCACUUUUAACAAGCCAGCAAUCUACAAUUACACUCAACUUAUCGGCUUUAGAUGUCAUAGCCGCAGCUUUUUUUUUGUAUUUUGUAUAUAUUUUUUGCAAAUAAUUUCUACAGUUUAUUGUCUACACCUAUAAGCCACAAAUCUUAUUGGUUUAGUCCAUCUUAACUCAACAUCCAAAAAAAAAAAAAUUAUAAUAAUAGCGGCCGGGUUUUCUUUCUGUACAAGGGAUGGACAGAACAUAUCAACACAUAUGGAAGCACGACAUGCUGCAAACGCCGCGCGGCUCUAGCAAAAUAGUUGAUUAUUAUAUGAAAUUUGGAAGUAAAGAUUUAAAAAGGUUUAUGCGUUUGUAUUCACCAGAAAGCGAUAGUUCUCAAGAUGAUCAAAAAACUGAAAUGGUUAAUAAGACAAUUCGUUGCCAACAAAACGUCCAUCACGAAAUGGAAUGCAGUCGCAGUAACGAGAGGCUAAAAUAUUUAGAGACAAAGCCUAAUUUACGAUGUCGCAAAGAAAUGAGUCAAAGUAUGCAUAAUGCCGGUGCAAUAAAUGCCAUGAGUAUAUUGGAUAAGGAUUUGGAAGCAUCGAAAAAGAGCAUUAUUCAUUCAAAACUCACACAUACUCCAGAAUCAGUGGCCACAGCGCAAAAACUUUUAGAAUGGGACUCUCUGGGUGAUGUAGGUUACGAUCGAUUGACAUCCAAUAUAAGUGUUAGUUAUUUAGAGAGAUUUGUAUUACAACAACUAAUUAAUAUAAAAAAACUCCCAGAACUCCGUACUUCAAAAAACACGUCUGAAAGAAUUUCACCUGCAUCGCUCAUUAUCAAUAGGCAAGAAACUCAACCUUUAACCUCUAGCACGUUAAUGGACAGCGGAGUUUGCUCGAGAAUGAUUUCUAAUGUGCACAAAAUAAAUUCCCAAAGUACCUGUUUUACUAACAAACAAAGAAAUGACAAUUUUAGCCAGACAACGUUAAGUCGAGCACCGCAACUUAUUGAUAAGGGAGUGCAAGUUAACCUAUCAUCUUCGACUUCGGUGCUUGAAGGAAUUGAGACUCCGUCCAGUUUUGAAUACAUCAAAUCUGAUCCCACCAAAUCGUUGACGUCUUCACAUGGGCGGAAUAAAAACCAAUCACAUGACUUUUUUGGCAACUUAGCCGAUGUAGUGCAACGUAAAAUACGUAUAGAAAGAAGCGUCCAGCAUUCUAAUAAUAUUUCCAAUAUACAAAAAUUGCAAAUUAACUUCCUAGACACUCUUGCAGGGAGCAAAGAAAAUACCUGUCACUCCUCUACAAAAAUAUCAAGUAAUAAUUUUUCCCUCCUACAUUAUGCACCUGAAUUAGAUUUGGGUACACAGUUGAUAUGUUCAUUAAUCAACGCGAAAAAUAUCACACAUAUGCAGAAAAAAGAACUGGUACGAGAAAUAAUUAAACGCAUUAUGCGUUUGAGCGGCAGUAGUGAUUUUGCCUGGCAAAAUAAUAUUCAGCCGAGCUCGGGAGAUGACAACUUUCUUAAAUCACGAAGUAUAAGUGUUAAUUCGGUCACGGAAAUAUUGCAACGAGCAAACACUGUAAAUAUAGUGGCACCUAAUAACGUCUUGGAUGGAAGUGACCAAGUAUGUAGUACUCAAUCCGCAGUGCCAUCGAUUCAAUCUGGAAGAUUUAUUUUCACCAAUCCUAACUAUGAAUCCAGGUUACAGUCCCAAGACCCGACUGAAGCAACAGAAAAUCAGAAAUUUAUCUCAACAUGCAGUAAGUUCGACAGCAAGAGUGGAGUGUUGGCGUCAAUAUCGAAGGCUACGUCAAUAAUAAUAACAGAAUCUAGGACUGAGGCGUCAAACUAUUGGACUUUAAAUACGUGUGAUUACAAAGAUUUUGCACAACUAAAUAUUUGUGAAUUUUUAAACCCAAUGACGAGUUCUGAGGUAGAAUAUGAAAGGAAACAGCAAAAUAAACGUCUAAGUUGGUUUGAAAACGAAAUUCAAGGGUUACAACGUUUAAAACGUUUGCUACUUUUUCCGGAUAGCUCUCCAGUGGAAAGCAAUACUAUACAAAAUAGUAUACACGAUCGUAUAAAAAGGGACGUAGCUAUAGUAGCUCAACCGCAAUCUAAGAAUCUAUACGAUGCUGUUGAUACGGAAAGCCACGACAAUGGUGAAAUUAAAUCAUACAAGUCUUCAGAGGUCCUAGAGAAAAAAAAAAUUCAAGACAUCGAGGUUGUAAUCGACGAAUCGAAUGAGGGAUUUGUUAAUUUGAACAAUAAUUUAAAAAGAACCAAAUGAACGAAAGGAAACGCAUACGAAAAAUUCUCAGAUAUUAUGACGGCUACUGAACAAUUGUCUGUUAAACCACGUUUCCGUAACAUUUGUAAGAGUAUGACCAUUAACGAGGAGCAAUUGUUAGAUGAUGAUGAUGAUAAUCAUGGCAAAACUAAACAUCGAGAAAAAAUUGGCAUUCCCCCGCUCACCUGUAAGAUUAACGAUAACAAUGAGAGUUUACGAGAUCUGAUAUUGCAGCAUAAACAAAACUUUUUUGAACUUUACAAAAAUAAACGGCAUAGUCACUAUGAAAUUUGGAAACUGCGACAAAAAGAAAGAGAAGAAUAUAAGCUGCCUUGUGUGCAACGAGUUACGGAUUCUCCAUUACAUAGCCAAAAAUCUUCAGAUACGAGGGAAAAAGUUUCAUCAACAACUGCUUCUAGGUCGACACAUACUUACACUUCCGCAGCUAUGCACGGCAGUAGCCAACAAAUGGGAAGGACCGCAGAGCAGGAUGCCGUCGCAGUUGCAACAACUACAAAUUCAGCAGUCUCAUUGUGAAUAAUCCUACAUGUAAGAAAUAUAAUUGUAAAUAAAUACUCCUACUGUUGUGAAA
Molecule: messenger RNA, 6978 nt
Organism: Glossina fuscipes
Lineage: Eukaryota; Metazoa; Arthropoda; Insecta; Diptera; Glossinidae
Source: RefSeq, a predicted model, not a curated record